This is a messenger RNA of Heterobasidion irregulare TC 32-1, 1113 nucleotides long. Its product is annotated as major facilitator superfamily. Bases 1 to 1113 code for a protein of 370 amino acids. NCBI's taxonomy places the organism in Eukaryota, Fungi, Basidiomycota, Agaricomycetes, Russulales, Bondarzewiaceae. Gene Ontology annotation, biological process: transmembrane transport. Gene Ontology annotation, molecular function: transmembrane transporter activity. The record is from RefSeq and is a predicted model, not a curated record. The transcript is spliced from 11 exons.
AUGAGCUCGAGCACUAGCACUGAUACGACAAUAAUAGUUGAAGGAGGCGACGAGGUGCUAAUUGUUGACUGGGAUGGGCCCGACGAUCCUGAGAAUCCGAAAAAUUGGCCUAGUCGAAGAAAGUGGACUGCUGCCGGAGUGGUCGCUGCAUUCACUUUUAUUUCUCCCGUCACAUCGAGUAUAGGCGCUCCUGCUGGCGCUGCUAUUGCCCGCGACUUCGGUAUUCACAACGAAAGCCUCGUCGCUAUGACGGUGUCCAUAUUUGUGCUUGCGUAUGCUUUUGGCCCUCUAAUUCUCGCACCUCUGUGUGAAGUAUUCGGACGAUCUCGUGUCAUGAUGGCAAGCAAUGCUGUAUUCCUCGCAUGGAAUAUUGGGUGCGGUUUUGCGCAGAACGCUGGGCAGCUUUUAGGAUUCCGAUUCAUCGCCGGUCUUGGCGGAAGUGCGCCGCUCGCCAUCGGUGGCGCCGUUCUCAGUGAUUGUUUCAGGCCUGAAGAGCGAGGGCAUGCGAUUUCGCUCUUCUCUUUGGCUCCUAUCCUUGGUCCUACUCUGGGCCCUGUGGCGGGAGCAUGGAUUGUUGAGCGUACGACAUGGCGUUGGGUCUACUGGGGCACAUCCAUAAUUGACGCCGUCAUUAUUUCUGUCGCCUUCUUAAUUUUUGAAGAGAGUAGUGUGCGGAAGCUUUUAUCAACCUCCUUAUUAAGACCCUUCCGUUUUUUUGUCACAGAAUCCAUAGUUCAGCUCUUGGGCUUCUACAUGGCUUUUCUUUACGUUGGAUUGGUCACUUCGUGUUCGAUACCCGGCACAAUCGCUAUGCCCAUCGGGCUGCUCCUUUUGGGAUGGGGCGCGCAGAAACACGUUCAUUGGAUCGUUCCUGAUAUUGGACUUGCCUUCAUCGGUUGCGGCAUGGUCUCGAAUUCCAUCAGCAUUCAAGCAUACAUUGUAGACACGUACAAGCUGUACGCGGCAUCUGCGUUGGCCGCCGUCUCCUGCCUUCGUUGUCUAUUCGCGUUCACCUUUCCGUUGUUCGCACCGUACAUGUACAAUGCUCUCGGAUACGGGAAAGGAAACACCAUCCUCGCGGUCGUCGCGAUUGUCCUUGGUUGCCCGGCGUAA